This is a messenger RNA of Striga hermonthica, 408 nucleotides long. The record is from the annotation of a GenBank genome assembly. Lineage: Eukaryota; Viridiplantae; Streptophyta; Magnoliopsida; Lamiales; Orobanchaceae.
AUGUCCGACAAGCCGUGGCGGAGGAUAACGGUGGGAACUACGCCAAAGCUUCCCUCUGUACAUGAACGCCUUGGAGUAUUUCAAAACCCACCUCAAGAAAUUCGGGCCGUGAUCGACGAGGGCGGCUCAGGCCCCACGUCGAAUGGGGACGCUGCCGUGGCGGCCCGCCCCAAGACCAAGCCCAAGGAUGGCAAUGAUGGGGAGGAUGGGGAUAAGGAGAAACUACGGGCUGGGCUGAAUUCGGCUAUUGUCAGGAAAAAGCAUAAUGUUAAGUGGAAUGAUGUUGCGGGCUUGGAUAGUGCCAAGCAGGCGCUUCAAGAAGCUGUGAUUUUGCCCGUGAAGUUCCCCCAAUUUUUUACUGGAAACUAUGUGGAUAGAAUGGUUUUGGUGAAUAUUGCUUUAUGGUGA